Talaromyces proteolyticus is the source of this 752-nucleotide messenger RNA. RefSeq names its product Endoribonuclease L-PSP/chorismate mutase-like protein. Gene Ontology annotation, cellular component: cytosol; mitochondrion. NCBI's taxonomy places the organism in Eukaryota, Fungi, Ascomycota, Eurotiomycetes, Eurotiales, Trichocomaceae. The coding region runs from base 124 to 579 and encodes 151 amino acids. The transcript has 3 exons. The record is from RefSeq and is a predicted model, not a curated record. Gene Ontology annotation, molecular function: deaminase activity.
UCUACAUUAGUUGAAGCUCUCAUAUCGUAUAUUGUUUAGCAAGAAACAAAUUAAUUAUUUCCUUUGGAUUUCACAAUCUUUGAACACUGAGACCCGCCCUUCUUAUUAACUCACAACUUCAACAUGUCUCCCAACGGACAAGCAUUUCUUCUCAACCCUGAGUUGCCCGAGGGACCUACACGGUUUCCUCAGGCGCGUAUCGCUCCCGCCUCUAGCCACAAAACCAUCUACAUAUCUGGCACAUCGUGCUGCCGACCAACAGGUGAAUGGGAGGGUGUCACAGAGAGCCCAGAUGGCACAAAGAUACUGGAUAUUCGCAAGCAGACGGCAGCUGUACUCACAAAUAUUGAUUCCAUUAUCAAGGGUGCUACAGGCGGCAAAGGCGGAAUCCACAAUGUGAUCGAUGCUGUCGUCUACAUCCUUGACAUGAAGAGUCAAUACGCUGGUAUGAACGAAGAAUGGAACAAGGUCUUUGCAGACCGCGCCAGUGCCCCAGCCAGGGCCACUAUUGGGGUUAAGGAACUCCCAGAUCCCCGAAUGAUCGUGGAAGUUAAGGCAGUUGCGGUAUUCGAGUUUUAGUACCAGUAUAGACGGGCCGACUACAAUCAACGACGUGUCAAUCUCAUUCUUGAAAACGGUGUAUACGCAGACAGGCAGGCGCAGGGUACAACUCAAAUGGCUCGUAUUAAGAUAUACAUGUCAAGGUAUAGGUAGAUGGGAAAAAGAUGGUGUUACCCAAUCUUGACACCCCG